Messenger RNA from Fraxinus pennsylvanica, 792 nucleotides. The record is from the annotation of a GenBank genome assembly. NCBI's taxonomy places the organism in Eukaryota, Viridiplantae, Streptophyta, Magnoliopsida, Lamiales, Oleaceae.
AUGGCAGUGUCCCUUGAAGAGUUUAGGAAAGUGUCUAUCUGUGAGGUAGCCAAAGAAAUUUUGGAUAUUUUACAAACCACCCAUGAGGGAACUCAGGUUGUUAAGAACUCAAAAUUGCAAAUGCUGACCACUAGGUUUGAGGAGAUUAGAAUGAGAGAAGAUGAGAUGUUUGAUACCUUCUAUGCGAGUUUUAACGACAUAGUUAAUUCUAGUUUCAACCUAGGAGAGAGAAUCCCUGAGCCCAAGAUUGUUAGAAAAAUCCUUAGAUCCUUACCUGGGCGAUUUAGGGCUAAAAUCAGUGCUAUUGAGGAGAGUAAGGAUAUAAACUCCAUUAAGGUAGAACAGUUAGUUGGAUCCUUCCAGACGUAUGAGUUGACCUUAGAUAAAUCUGUUACAGAUAAAUCUCUUGCCUUGAAAUCUGUGAGAAAUACCCGGAUGGAAUCCUCUGAUUCUGAUUCACCGGACGAUGAGGAGUUAGCUUACCUGGCUAAUAAAUUCCGAAAAAUUUUUAGGAAGAAAAAGAACCCUCAAAAGAGAUACAAAGGUGGCCCGAGUGAAUCGAUGAGAAAUUCUAAAUAUGUGAGGUGCCAUAAUUGUCGAGGGUUUGGUCAUGUUAAGAGUGAGUGCCCUAGCAAUAGGAGAAAUUUGGAUAAGGCUAUGAAUACUACUCUCACUAAUGAUGAGUCUAGCUCAGACAAUCAGAGUGAGAAGUCCACUUGUGAUGAAAGUGAAAAAUAUAUUGCCUUUACUGCUAGAAUUAGGAAUGAAUCUGACCAGGGGAGUGAAAAAUAG